CAGAGUCGCGCUGGCUUCACUGUGAAGUUCAACCCUGCUGCUUCCUUUCGCUCUCUACAGAGAAAUAAAACGUAGUUCAUAAACGACACCUUUUUAUCUUACGGACUUGAACAGAACGCCAUAUUUGUAAGAAACUCCGUUCCAGUGACGCUCGACGCGUCCCGCGGUUUAUCUAUUCUCAGUCUGCGUAGUAAAACCCUGUAUUCCUUCAGUUGCUGAAUAAAACUUUCUGCAAUUUCCCACGGAAGGAAGGAAGAAGCGCCAGCGGGUCGUUGAGGGUAAAGCGAGCUGGAUGACGGUGCGGACCGCUGCAUGGGAGUAAGAUGCCCGCUCCUCUUAAGUUCCACGUCGGGAGGUGAGCAACCAUGUCAGCGGGGGUUCGUUUUGGGAAAUGAUAACUGGCUGCACCGACGGUGAAAUAAUGGUCAGAAGAUGUCUAGUAACGUUCAAACCAUUCAGGAUAUUUGUGGUGGGAGUGGGCUUCUUCAGCCUGUGCUUUCUAAUGACUUCUCUGGGGGGGCAGUUCUCAGCCAAGAGACUGGGAGACUCCCCGUUCACCAUCCGUACAGAAGUGCUGGGAGGUGUGGAGUCACGUGGUGUGCUGAGGAAGAUCAGUGACAUGUUGGAGGUGAUUCUGAAGAGGAUGGACACCCUGUCCAAACUCGACAACAGCUCCACCUCAGAUGCAAGACGCUUGGAUGAGCUCAGCUCUGCUAUCAAUCGGUUUCAACCAGUCGGCCUGGUGGAGAGGAUCCAAGCGAUAGCUCAGAAUGUUUCCAACAUGGCCAUAAGGGUGGAACAGAUCCUUCAAAGUAGUAUGAUGCAAGGCAGAGUGCUGAGAGAUGGAACAGCGAGCCAGUGUGAAGUACCAAGGGAUAGCCGCUUUCCUGAGUGCCCCGGAAAAGUAGAUUGGAUGCGUGCUCGGUGGACAUCGGACCCUUGUUACGCCUUCUAUGGUGUUGAUGGUUCAGACUGUUCUUUCCUCAUCUACCUGAGCGAAGUGGAGUGGUUCUGUCCCCCACUGCCCUGGAGGAACCACACAACCAUCCCCACCCAGCAUAAACAGCAGACAAAAAUCCCCAAGAGACAAGCUGCCUUCCGCACAGACCUGUCUGUUCUGCUGGAUCAGGUCGGUGGUGGAAAAGAGUCUCUCAGCUUCAUGAAGCGCCGAAUCAGACGGCUCGCACAGCAGUGGGCAACGGCUGCCAACCGUCUGGAUGCCAAACUCGGGCAACGUUGGAGGGACCAAAAGAAGAUCCUGGUCCAUGUGGGGUUCCUCACAGAAGAAUCCGGGGAUGUUUUCAGCCCAAAGGUGCUGAAGGGGGGACCUCUAGGGGAAAUGGUCCAGUGGGCCGACAUCCUGACUGCCCUCCAUGUGCUGGGACACAACCUCAAGAUCUCCAUGUCUGUUAAAGAGCUUCAAGGGUUUCUUGGAGUGCCCCCUGGUAGAGGUAGCUGCCCACUCACUGGUCCGUUGCCCUUCAACCUCGUUUACACUGACUACCAUGGCCUACAACAGAUGAAGCAACACAUGGGACUCUCACUCAAGAAACACAAGUGCAGAAGAGAGAUUUGGGCAGUUUUAGGUUGGUCAAGACAAUGCUUCAGGAAUCCCCGAUUGAGAUGCCAUAUCAGAGUUAUUGACACAUUUGGGACAGAGCCAGCUUACAACCAUGAAGAGUAUGCAACCCUGCAUGGCUAUCGGACCAACUGGGGCUACUGGAACCUGAACGCCAGGCAGUACAUGACCAUGUUCCCCCACACACCAGACAACUCCUUCAUGGGCUUCGUUUCGGAGGAGCUCAAUGAGACUGAGAAGAGGAGCAUCCAGCAGAACAAAGUUAAAAACAUGGCUGUGGUUUAUGGGAAAGAAGCCAGCAUGUGGAAGCUUCAGCAGGGCAAAGAGAGCUUCCUGGAGAUCCUUCACAAGUACAUGGAGGUCCAUGGUACAGUGUACUAUGAGACCCAGAGACCGCCGGAGGUCCCAGCCUUUGUGAAGAACCACGGGCUGCUGCCACAACAAGAGCUGCAGCAGCUUCUCCGUAAGGCCAAGCUCUUCAUUGGAUUUGGGUUUCCAUAUGAAGGCCCUGCCCCUCUUGAAGCAAUAGCCAAUGGUUGCAUUUUCCUGCAGCCGAAGUUCCAUCCACCCCACAGUUCACUGAAUCAUGAGUUUUUCAGAGGAAAACCCACAUCUCGACAGGUAUUCUCCCAGCACCCAUACGCAGAGCAGUACAUAGGCAGACCCCACGUCAUGACAGUAGACUACAACAACUCCCUUGAGUUCGAUUCUGCUAUCAAGGAAAUCAUGAGGACCAAGGUUGAGCCCUACCUGCCUUAUGAGUAUACUUGUGAGGGGAUGCUGGAGAGAGUUCAUGCCUACAUACAGAAUCAGGACUUCUGUGUGCCAGAGUCUCCCUUUAUUCCAGCCAAUUUCUCCAGACUGGGAUCAGCUAGUGGCAGCCGGGUAAUCGGACCUCUGUUUGUGCCCCUGCCGAACUCCAAGGCCCUUGGCUGGGCGUCCAAUGUGACAGCUCUCACAGCUUGGCCUCCUCUCAGCUCCCUCCGACUGCUCGUGUCUCAAGAAGGCCAGUCUUGUGUUGAGGCCUGCCAGUCAUCUGGUUUCAUCUGUGAACCAGCUCACUUCCGCUUCAUCAACAACAAGGAGGCUCUGCGAGGGUUGGAAGUGCAGUGCGAGGUGGUGGACUCAGAGAUCAACCACAUCCUCCCUGCCUUCUCCGUGAUGCGUCAGGAGUGCAGUCUUCAGAGGGAGCCCUUACUCUUCAGCUGUGCAGGCCACUCUCCUAAAUACAGGCGCCUUUGCCCCUGCAGGGACUUCCUUAGAGGGCAGGUGGCACUUUGCAGAGACUGCCUAUAAUGAUGGAACACAUAGGACUACCAUAAAAACAAAAGGCAUGAAUUUAGGAGGAAUUUAAAGAGCUCGAGGUAAAACAGUUGCUGGAUUGUUUAAUGGAUAGUUUGUACAUGUACAGCAGUUACUGCAGGUAGCUAGUGACAGCAGUCAGACUGAGGGAUAAAUGCUUGGAUAGCCUCAAGACAAACCUCUACAUUACCUGCACAGUGAAGACGCAUCAAGUAUUUUAUUCUGAUACUUCACCUCCAUCAUAUUGAGAGUGUGGUUUCACUCCAUGAUGGAGCUGUCAUGGAGAUGGCAACGUCAGGUCAGUAUUCAACCUCCACUCGGCACUCAAACAGAGGAUGAUGGACACCGAGCUUAUCUCUCUUUCUGUUCGCCCUCUCUUCCACUGAUAGAUAUUUAUCAGACUGAACCCUUAUUCUGAGGCAGCAUCAGUCAAAGCGAUCAUCUCUGGGAAGAAAGGACAAACACAAGGCAGCUCACAAGAUUAUUUUUCAAUAAAUAAGCCUUCAUAUCUCUCAGCUGGAUUUUUAAGAAGGUCUUUGGACUUUGUGAUGGGAAAAAAUCAUAAAUAAAGAUAAAAAUCUGAA
This is a messenger RNA of Girardinichthys multiradiatus, 3465 nucleotides long. RefSeq names its product alpha-1,6-mannosylglycoprotein 6-beta-N-acetylglucosaminyltransferase B-like. Gene Ontology annotation, molecular function: alpha-1,6-mannosylglycoprotein 6-beta-N-acetylglucosaminyltransferase activity. The record is from RefSeq and is a predicted model, not a curated record. The transcript has 19 exons. NCBI's taxonomy places the organism in Eukaryota, Metazoa, Chordata, Actinopteri, Cyprinodontiformes, Goodeidae. Bases 392 to 2875 code for a protein of 827 amino acids. Gene Ontology annotation, biological process: protein N-linked glycosylation. Gene Ontology annotation, cellular component: Golgi apparatus.